Molecule: messenger RNA, 2436 nt
Organism: Hevea brasiliensis (rubber tree)
Lineage: Eukaryota; Viridiplantae; Streptophyta; Magnoliopsida; Malpighiales; Euphorbiaceae
Product: 3-ketoacyl-CoA synthase 11
Exons: 2
Coding region: 656-2194 (512 amino acids)
Biological process (GO): fatty acid biosynthetic process
Cellular component (GO): membrane
Molecular function (GO): acyltransferase activity, transferring groups other than amino-acyl groups
Source: RefSeq, a predicted model, not a curated record
UGGGAACACCUAACUGGGAGGGCCAUUGCUCCUCUUUCUCUCUAACCCCUUACUCUUAGUUGCAGAGGCACUGUACUUGUUUUUGGCAGGGGGCGCCAUAGCUGAUGCUUACGACAAACACGGACCAUGGUCCACCUGCUGUCAUAGGCCACAACGAAUGGCUCAAACCAUUCUUUCGUAUGCCUUGUUAGGUUUAAGGGCCAGUUCGACAUAAAAAGAAAACUUUUUUUUUCCUUUUUUUAAGAAAAUAUUUAUUUUCCGUGCAUGGUUAAUGCUUUGUUGGUUCCUAAUAAUAAUAAAUGCUAGAAUUAUGACAAGUAAACAUCUGAUUGGUGUUACCUUAAUUGGACUGGUUCCUCCAGCGUGAGAGGCUUAAGAUUAAAGAGUUUUAAGACCACCGAAGAACGUUAAAACGUUCUCCCUCUCUCAGUCUCUGUCGAGUUCUUCUCUUUCUCAACAUGGACAAUGCUUUCUGCUCACAUUUCUCAUUCAAGGGAUGUUAAGGUUCUUGUAGUCUGUUGUAUGAUUUGAUGAAGGAAAAAUCUUUUGGGAAAACCCCUUUUCCUGUUAGACCUUGAAAAUCCUAAUAAGACCCAAACUCUAAUUAAUCUGAUCAGCACUACUUCUUGGGCGAAGGAAAAAAGAAAAAGUAACAAUGUCUGGUUUAAAUCCCAAAUCACCACCGUUGGUUCCUUCGUCGUCCUCUCGAAAACUCCCAGAUUUUAAACAAUCUGUGAAGCUUAAAUACGUAAAGCUUGGUUACCAUUACCUUAUCACCCAUGGAAUGUAUCUGUUUUUAUCGCCUCUUGUUGUUAUUGUCUCUGCACACUUAUCUACAUUCUCUAUCCAACAUGUUCAUGAUCUCUGGGAUCAUCUCAAAUUCAAUCUCAUAUCUGUGAUCCUGUGUUCAACCCUCCUUGUGUUUUUGUUGACCCUUUAUUUACUCACUCGCCCUCGCCCUGUUUACCUUGUGGAUUUUUCCUGUUAUAAGCCUGAUGAUUUGAGAAAAUGUACUAGGCAGAUUUUUAUGGAAAGGUCUCAGUUAACUGGUUCUUUUACUGAGCAAAGUCUUGAGUUUCAAAGGAAGAUUCUUGAAAGGUCUGGGCUUGGAGAGUCAACUUAUCUCCCUGAGGCUGUUCUCAGAGUUCCUCCAAAUCCAUGUAUGGCAGAGGCGCGGAAGGAGGCUGAGGCUGUGAUGUUUGGUGCAGUUGAUCAAUUGUUUGAGAAAACAUCUGUGAAACCGAAAGAUAUUGGGAUUUUGAUUGUGAAUUGUAGCUUGUUUAAUCCAACUCCCUCUUUAUCUGCUAUGAUCAUUAAUCAUUAUAAGCUCCGAGGGAAUAUAAUUAGUUAUAAUCUGGGUGGCAUGGGUUGCAGUGCUGGUUUGAUAUCCAUUGAUCUUGCUAAAGAUCUUCUUCAAGUGCAUCCUAAUUCUUAUGCAUUGGUCAUUAGCACGGAAAACAUCACUUUGAAUUGGUACUUUGGGAAUGACAGGUCAAUGCUCCUUUCGAAUUGCUUGUUUAGAAUGGGAGGUGCUGCCAUUUUGCUUUCAAAUAAAAGGUCUGAGGGGUGGCGUUCCAAGUACCGAUUGGUCCACACUGUUAGGACUCAUAAGGGUGCUGAUGAUAAGUGCUUCUCUUGUGUUACUCAAAGAGAGGAUUCUACUGGGCGCAUUGGAGUUUCAUUGUCCAAGGAUUUGAUGGGAGUAGCUGGCGAGGCUUUAAAGACUAAUAUCACUACCUUGGGCCCUCUUGUUUUGCCAAUGUCUGAACAGCUUCUCUUCUUUGCCACACUGGUGGUGAAGAAACUUUUCAAUAUGAAGAUUAAGCCAUACAUCCCAGAUUUCAAAUUCGCAUUUGAGCAUUUCUGUAUCCAUGCUGGUGGAAGAGCUGUGCUGGAUGAAUUGGAGAAAAACCUGCAGCUUUCUGAUUGGCAUAUGGAACCUUCAAGAAUGACACUAUAUCGAUUUGGUAAUACUUCAAGCAGCUCUCUUUGGUACGAAUUGGCUUAUACAGAAGCCAAAGGAAGGAUGAAAAGGGGGGACAGAAUCUGGCAGAUAGCCUUUGGGUCUGGAUUCAAAUGUAACAGUGCAGUUUGGAAAGCUCUGCGGACCAUAGACACAUCUGAGGAGAGGAACCCAUGGAUAGAUGAGAUACACCUGUUCCCAGUGGAUGUUCCUAAGGUUUCAGCCAUAUAGAAAUGCUAGCAGUGGUUUCUCAUUUCUCUGCAGGGCAGGGGCUUCUGGUGAUGGAAGCAAAUUUCUUUGAGUGAUGAAUCUUUUUUGUCUGCUUUUACUGCAAAAUCAUUUAGGACUUGUUAACUAUAUUGGUUUUCCUUUUUAAGCUAUGAGUGAUUUAGAAUGAGGUAAUGACUUGGAAUUAGGCUGUAUUGUCCUCAAGUUAGCAAGAAUGUGAUUACCAGGCAUUUCAUUUUUCUUUA